Messenger RNA from Episyrphus balteatus (marmalade hoverfly), 1689 nucleotides. It is a transcript of the gene Trp1, whose product is annotated as translocation protein SEC62. The record is from RefSeq and is a predicted model, not a curated record. Gene Ontology annotation, cellular component: endoplasmic reticulum membrane; endoplasmic reticulum. The coding region runs from base 119 to 1333 and encodes 404 amino acids. Gene Ontology annotation, biological process: post-translational protein targeting to membrane, translocation. Lineage: Eukaryota; Metazoa; Arthropoda; Insecta; Diptera; Syrphidae. The transcript is spliced from 4 exons.
CAUGCUGUUUUUUUUUAUCAUCUUGUAUUCAAUUUUCUAGUUUUCUUUCCCGCAGAAAAAAAAAUACAACUCAAGUUGUAACUUUCAUAUUUUGUAUUUUAUUUAAUUCUGGUGAAAGAUGUCCGAAAAAAAGAAAUCAAGACGUCGUAAGGAUGAAUAUAUUGGACCUGGCGAACAAGAUACUGACCAACCAACAAAACAGGAGUAUAAAAUUGCUAAAUGGCUUCGCAGCAAUGUAAAGACUAAAAAAACAAAAUUUCUUAGUCACAAUGUUGAGUAUUUUACAGCAAAUAAAGCUGUCGACGCAUUGAUGAAAUCAAAAUUCGCAAUUGGCGAAGACUCACUGUUUCCCACACGAGAACAUGCUAUUACAAUGCUCGACACUAUGUUGGAGCACAAAUUUUUCCAUCGUGCAAAAAAAGUUCCAGUUUGCAUUGAUGAGCUUCGUUCGGGAAAAUCUUCAAAACCAAAGGAUACGUCAAGUAAGGACGUAAAAGAACCAACAGAUGAAAAACUGAAGAAUGAGAAGGCAGAGAAGGGCUCUGGCGUAGAAAAAGUAACUGAUGCAGAAAAUGGCAACGCAGAAGUUGGAACACCCACUGACGAACUCCAAGGAAAAGAAAAGCGUAAGAGAAAAAUUCGUCUGGAUAUGCAUCCUGAACAAGUAUUUGUGGAUGGUUCCGAGGCAUAUGUUUGGAUAUAUGACCCUAUCCCAAUUCAUUAUUGGAUUUAUGGCUUAAUAUUAUUGCUUGGAGCUAUUGUGAUAUGUCUAUUUCCAUUAUGGCCGCUAGUUUUGCGCAAAGGUGUAUACUAUUUAAGUGUAGCGGCCGCAGGAUUCCUCGUUUUCAUUCUGGCAUUAACAGUUAUAAGGCUUGUCAUAUUCACUCUGGUGUGGGUCGUUACAGCCGCAAAAUGGCAUUUCUGGAUUUUCCCAAAUCUUACAGAAGAUGUUGGAUUCUUUGCGUCUUUCUGGCCUUUAUAUGAAAGCAAAUACGUUUCGGAUCAAAUCAAGGGAAAAAAUGAUAAAAAACUUAAAAAGAAGAAAAAAGAAAGAGAUAGUGAUGAUGGUGAGGAUGCAGCUGGAGAUGUUCCCCCAUUAGAGCCUGAGAUAAUUGAACAAAUUAAAGAAAAUGAUGCUGAAAUGUUGCUAAGGCAAAGAAAAACGAACAUCAGUAAUGGUGCUGAAAAUAGCGGUGGUGAAAGCAGUGAUUGUCAACAGGAUAUUUCGAAUUCGAAAGGCACGCGAACAUCAUCGGAAGAAAGUGAUGGCUCAGAAUUAGCGGGUAAAGACUAUGAAAUUAUAAAUCCUGGUGACGUUCCGAUUGUCAACUAGAGGGGAAUGUGCUUGUUACUGCGAUAAAAUGUAUAUGAAAAGCUUGUCUUUACUUAUGAAAACAUAAAAAAAAAACUAUAGAGAUGGCAAAUUCUUACAAUAUAAAUAAAUUAAGAAAAGAAAUGAUUUUGUUCCAUUACAGAAUUUGCAAAUUUUUUGCGCAGAGUUCUAAUAUGAACAGCCACUCAUAUUCACAUGUUGCUCCUGGACAAACUAGACGUGCAAUUUGUUUACAUUUAUUUUGCAUUUCUUAUUUUUACAUUUUCAUUUUAAUUUGUUCAAAGUUAAAUCCAAUUAUAUUUUAAAUAAAUAUUCUAUAAAAACGGAAUUAUUGAAAAACGAAUAACAAAAGCAUA